Zootermopsis nevadensis is the source of this 2087-nucleotide messenger RNA. RefSeq lists its product as uncharacterized. The record is from RefSeq and is a predicted model, not a curated record. NCBI's taxonomy places the organism in Eukaryota, Metazoa, Arthropoda, Insecta, Blattodea, Termopsidae.
ACUGUUCCACACUUUUUAAGGUAUUGAAUGAAUGUCCUUCGAGAAAUCACGUUCUGUAUAGGAUUUGAGGUUUUCACGGCGGCGAGUCUGAAGAUGGCUGUCUUUUUUUUUACGCCGGGUAGUUUGGUUGAAGAUUACGACGUUUCAGAAGUCCUUGCUGCCUCCAUCAUCAGGGCCAGACAAGACUACACGGUACAACAAUCCAGAAGACAACCAUCAUCAAAUCACUUUCUGCAUGAAGUGGAGCAGCAACAUAACAAAUUAUACAUUAUUCGCCACAGUUGAGGUAUUGGCAACACUGCUUCACUUGAUUACAGUUGGUUAUGCUGCAAAUGGGGCGUGGUCUCCCAACAGAUACCGGUAAUAUUUGAAAACUUGAAUGGCCGUAAAGUUUGGUGGUGUUAUGUAUAUAUAUUUGUGAGAUUUAUAAGUAUUCCUGAAGUUAAUUACGAAGAUCUAAUUUAACUAUAACUUGAGAAACAUCUACUGUACUGUUUUCCAACAGGAAUAUGAACUUCUUAUCCAACAAUUCAAGAGGGGCUGAUGAUCUAUUUGCAAAUAGUAGUGAAGAAACUGUGAUUGAGAAUUUAGAUUUCUCACGUAUUUUAGAGAAAGUUAAUGUAUUGACAACUACUAAUCAUACUAAUACUUUGCUUGAGAAUAAGCUCUAUGAAGUUCCUGUUGACUUACAUGAGGCAACAGUGAUAGAAGCAGUACAUGGAAAAAAUUGCAUAACAAAAGAAAUUAUUGCAGCAGAUAAAAGUUUUAUAGCAAAUCAUACAGUUACAAAUAUUUGCAAUUUCCCAUUAAAGCUGUAUUGUCCAUUCUGUUAUAGUGACAGUAUGUUUGAAAACAGACUUAAAGGACACAUAAGAAAUGAACAUGCAAGUCACCUGGAAAGAAUUUCAGUAGAUACUAAUACAAACUCUCUUCACUCAUGCCAGCUCAGUCACACUGCAUUUUAUACCGACUUAGUAAUAAAACACAUUCUUCAAUGUCAUCAGGAUAAAAUUUUAAGUAUGUUUCAGAAAGGAGAGGCAAAUAAAUACGUAACAUGUGGAUUUUGCCCAUAUAUGGUAUUAGCCGAACAUAAACAACAUCUUUUAGCACAUAUAGAACAAACCCACUUCAAGGAAUUCAGAAUAUUCAUUAAGCAAAAAUUCACACAAAUUACACAUUGUGAAAAACUGGAAAAUACACUUGACUUGAAAAAUUCAAGCCUAACUUUUUUGUCUACUUUAUUCAUGCAAAUGAGUACCAAAGAAAAUAAAGACACUAAAAAAUCUGUCAUUGAUAAUUCAAAAUGCAGGUCCAGUCCUCAGUUCAAUCAAAAUGAAAAUCAAUUUUCUGAAGAAUAUGGAAUUUUUUUUGAUAAUAGAAAGGUCAACAAAAUUAAAAAUGUUAAAAGUGGAAGUGAGAUUCCAGUCAGGAGAAAACUGAGGUUUGACUUGCCCAAAACUGGCAAGUUUAAUAAAUCCAACAAAGAAAACAUAAUUUCAUGUAGUACAAAUAUGAAAUUAGUCACCAAGAACAAACCACGGUCAUCAAAAACCAAGUCAGUUUCAACAUGGAAAUCUGUGUUUUCAUUUAAAGGAAAGGAAAUCAACAGAAACAAAUCAAUUUCGAAAUUCGUAACAAGUACCCCAAACACCUUCAAUGAAUUACUGAUAGAUUCAGUCACCAAGAAGAGGGGAGAAGCAAAGGCGACACUAGUAACUUCCAUGAAAGAAGAUAUUUCUAAAAAGUACACAGAUGAUGAUGAUAAUGUUCUUCAGACGUAUAGCACGGAUGUGAAACAUGUUAUUUUGAAGACAAAUCCUAAAACUUCAAAAUUGAAAAAGGAUCUAUUCUGUGGGUGGAAGCCACCUGCUGAAGCAUUCAAACAAUUUGAAUGUGCAAUCUGCCUGGAUACGUUCGUCAACAACGUUGAUUUUCUCACUCACAUGAGACGACAACACACCGGUCCUCUGAAACUUCUCCAGCCAUCAUACAAGUGUGGUCUGUGUAAGGCUAAAUUCUACAAGAACAGCUACUUAGUUAGGCACUGCAGGUUUCACCACACGCCUCGAUGCCUUAAGAAUCAGUAA